This is a messenger RNA of Asterias rubens (European starfish), 1742 nucleotides long. RefSeq names its product E3 ubiquitin-protein ligase TRIM56-like. Gene Ontology annotation, molecular function: zinc ion binding; ubiquitin-protein transferase activity. NCBI's taxonomy places the organism in Eukaryota, Metazoa, Echinodermata, Asteroidea, Forcipulatida, Asteriidae. The transcript is spliced from 3 exons. Gene Ontology annotation, biological process: positive regulation of DNA-templated transcription. Gene Ontology annotation, cellular component: nucleoplasm; chromatin. The coding region runs from base 165 to 1079 and encodes 304 amino acids. The record is from RefSeq and is a predicted model, not a curated record.
CAAGAACUCUGGUUCAAUUCCUGAGUCUCCUUCCUCAAUGGUCAACCCAUUCAGCUCUAACUGUCGAACACAAUGAAGAAGAAAAGUGGCCUAGAAUUGGAAGAGUCGAGGAGCACAGUGCAAGUACAAGUCAUUUUAGCAAGUUGCCUACAUAAAGGUUCAGGAUGGCUGCCAGUGAUGAAGGCCAAUCAGGUAUGGAUCAGUUCAGACAAGACAAUCUUCACUGCUCUAUCUGCACCCAGUAUUUCAUCAAGCCUAAAAUGCUGGACUGUCUCCACAGCUUUUGCCUGAAAUGUCUUCAAGAGUUGAAGGCACCACUAGAUUCAGAUCAGAGUACGAGACUUGUUUGCCCAACAUGCGUUUGUGAGACUACAUUGCGUGAGAAGGGAGUACAUGGUCUGCCUGAUAACUCCACAUUGAGUGCGCUGGUGGCAGAGUCUAGGCUGCAGGAGACUUUAAAGACAGGUCAGGGGUCAGAUGGCAAAUGUCAAGCUUGUGAUGAGGGAAAUCAAGCUGUGUCAAAGUGUAUGGACUGUGAUCAUCUUCUUUGUGGGGCUUGCCGGGAGGCACACCGGGAGCUGGAAGAAGUCCAAUCACACCAGGUCUACUUGCUGCCCAGGCAUCGAUCAGAGGAGGUUGACAACGAGAGUUACGAGGAUGUACCUAGAUGCAAAGUACACGAAGAUCAAUUUGUAUGCCUUUUUUGCAAUACCUGCAUGAAGUUGGUGUGCACAAUUUGCAUUACCUAUGAGCAUCCCCAACAUGAUCUCAUUGGUUUGUCUGAAGCCUGCGACAAAGGAAAACGUGGACUUCAGGAACUGCUUGAUGAAAUUGAAGAGAGUAAGAGCCGAUUCGCUGAGGCAAUUAGACAAACAGAUGAGAGCCGUGCUGAGCUGGACAUAGCGUAUGCCGAAACAAUUGCAAAGAUCCAAAAGAAGGCAGAUGACGAGAUCGCUAAAGUCACAGAGAAGGCGUACAAAAUGCAGUACGAGGCAGAGAAGGUCUACAUGGCACAAGUCACAACUAUGGACAUAGUCGACAAAACAAAGAAGAAAAAGAGAGGCAACAGACAGAAGUAAAACUGAGCCCGUGCUUAGUAGUUGGGAUUGAAAAGCAGUACCUUAUCAAUCAUGAUUAAUACAAGGCCAAAUUAUCUCAUUAGGUAAUAAUACAGAAAUGAUCCAGGAUUAAAUUUGUCAUUGUAAGUUUUGCCUGUACAUUGCUGCUAAAAUAACUUUGUCUGAUCAGCAGAACUUUGCCGAACUCAUAUACCAAACAGCACUUCAUUAUAUAAAUAAAUAUUAAGCUUUUCUUUUGCUUUUUGUGUGCCUGCUUUUGAUUUGAUGAAAAGAGGAAAGGUCUGGGGGAGUUUCUUUUUUUUCAGGAACUUUGUGAAUCCAUCAUAACUGAACAGUUCACUAAGCGGUUACUCAAUUCCAAUGCCUCUGAAGGCAGUUUAAAGUAUUGUGUUAAAGAAAUUAUAUUGAAUGUAGAAUCAGCAAACUACUUUUGUCAAAGGUAAGGUGUGUCAAUUGUUGUUUUUGUAAAGAAAAUGCAAAUUUAUAGGCAAAAUUAAUAAGGUUGAUACAAUUAGAGUCAAAUGUGAAAGGAACAGCUCAAUACAGUGUCGAUUUGCUGAGAAAACAGUAAAAAUAUCACAGUAUUUUCACCUGAAUGUCAAAUCCAUCGUCAUUUAUAGAGGUGACAGUGGAUAGGUCAACAACACUUCUGGCUGCAUCAUU